AUGACGAGUCCAGCAACAACAAGACCGGGCUGGGACGAUGCCCAUUUCACUCCGUCAAACAUACCGUAUGGCAUCGCCAGCACAUCUUCUCAUCCAGGCGCCCGCCCCGUGACCCGACUCUACAACAAUGUGUACUUCCUCUCCGACCUCAUCUCACACAACCUCAUCGGACCCUUCCCACCCGACACAGCCUCCACCCUAACCAACGAGUCCACCCUCAAUGCUUUCGCCGCUCUUUCCACAAGCACUCAUCAGGAGGUCCGCUCCGCGCUCCAGAAGCUCUUCCUCGACUCUCCCCAGCAGCAAGCCCCGGAGCAGCUCCAGCCCUUCGCCCAUCCCCUCCAAAGCGUCACUCUCCACCUGCCCUUCCAGACCGGCGACUUCACCGAUUUCUCCUGCUCGCACGACCACGUCCUCAACGCCGGCGAAGCCGCCACCGGCACCCGCGCCCUCCCCCCAGCCUUCCCCUACUAUCCCAUCGGCUACAGCGGCCGCACCUCAUCCAUCGUCCCAUCCGGCACGCCCAUCACCCGCCCUUACGGUGCAAUCCGUGCCAGCUCCACUACAACAACAGGAGCAACAGCGCCAAGUGUGGUAUUCGUCCCCUCCCGCGCCGUCGAUUUCGAGCUCGAAGUCGCCGCCGUCAUCUCCCGCCCCACAUCGCUUGGCGAUCGUGUAUCCCUCGCAGACGCGGAGGCCCACAUCUUCGGCCUGCUGCUGCUCAACGACUGGAGCGCGCGCGACAUUCAGACGCUGGAGAUGCCGCCGCUGGGGCCCCUGAAUGGCAAGUCGUUUGGGACGACGCUUUCGCCGUGGGUCGUGCCCAUGCAGGCGCUGGAGCCAUUUCGCUGCAGCGGGGCGGCGCGGCGGGAAGAGGGGAAAGGGGCAGGGGGAGGGGGAGUUGAGCAGCCGGUUGCGUAUUUGAGGAGUGAGGUUGGUGCGGAGGCGCUGGGGCCGCAUUUUCGGAUUGAUUUGCAGGUUGAUCUGUUUCCUGGAUUUCAUGAGCAGGCGCGGCAAGGGCUGGGUGAAGCUGUGGAGGGGGUGACGGUUUGCCGGUCACGGCUGGAUACUCUGGCGUAUGGUUUUCGGGACCUUGUAGUGCAUCAGACCGUCAACGGAUGUGCCCUGCGGACUGGGGAUCUAUUGGCUACGGGGACGGUGUCAGGGUCCGAGGAGGGGUCGCUGGGCUGCUUGAUGGAGAUGACAAAAGGCGGGAAACAGACCCUGAAGCUGGGUAAUGGGGAGCAGAGAGUGUACUUGGAGGAUGGCGAUGGGGUGCGGUUGACGGGUUGGGCUGGGGAGUUGGGCACCGUGGAAUGCGUCGGUUUUGGAGAGGCUUGGGGAGUGCUGCUGCCAGCGAGGGAAUAG
Cyphellophora europaea CBS 101466 is the source of this 1368-nucleotide messenger RNA. RefSeq names its product fumarylacetoacetase. The transcript has a single exon. The record is from RefSeq and is a predicted model, not a curated record. Gene Ontology annotation, molecular function: fumarylacetoacetase activity. Bases 1 to 1368 code for a protein of 455 amino acids. NCBI's taxonomy places the organism in Eukaryota, Fungi, Ascomycota, Eurotiomycetes, Chaetothyriales, Cyphellophoraceae. Gene Ontology annotation, biological process: homogentisate catabolic process; L-phenylalanine catabolic process; L-tyrosine catabolic process.